AUGCAGCUUCACUGGUUCAUUACUCUUCUGCUCACCAGCUCUGCCAUUGCUGGUGUUGUUGAUACCUUUUCCGCACCUCAGCUGGCCGAGUCACUCGGCAUCAGGGACGUAAGUUUCAUUGAUAACAUGCGUAUAACAGCUGCGGACAAGGCAUAA
Molecule: messenger RNA, 156 nt
Organism: Trichophyton benhamiae CBS 112371
Lineage: Eukaryota; Fungi; Ascomycota; Eurotiomycetes; Onygenales; Arthrodermataceae
Exons: 1
Coding region: 1-156 (51 amino acids)
Source: RefSeq, a predicted model, not a curated record